Molecule: messenger RNA, 1022 nt
Organism: Dermacentor andersoni
Lineage: Eukaryota; Metazoa; Arthropoda; Arachnida; Ixodida; Ixodidae
Source: RefSeq, a predicted model, not a curated record
GGAGGCCUGCAGCCAGUUCUGCAUAGGGCUGACUUUUCUAGUAGGCUGACCUUUAUCAAAUAAGACAGCGCCUGAAUAUUUAGGUUGUGGAUAGCAGGAAUAUCGUAAGUAGAAUGACUUCAGCACAACAACAUAUACAGGCUCAGCAAGGAAUUUCCAGCUCACCUGCUGCCUAUAUUAUAAAGACGGGCAUUCUGCUGAGUAUUGUAUUUUUCAUGGUGCAGCUUCUCUCGACAGCAUCUGCUGCCGAUUGUCCAGUGAAGUUGACAAAAUGCAAUGGCACAGAUAUAGUCACAUGUUUGAGGCGUGAUGGAAACUGCCAGUGCUCUUGCAUAAAGAAAAGCGACGGCUGUUCGACGCCUUGGAAGUGGGGUUUCUGCUCAUGGUGGCAGAGGAUCUCGUGUGACUUUAAAGACGGCGCUUGCAUAUGCAGAUGUGCAUAUUCCCAUCACGUUGCUGGCAUUACAGAAACCUGCUUGACUCCGAUAUUCGACUUCGACUUCACUCCACCUAGCUGCACCACUGUUCGCACCGAUCAGGCAGGUGCCAAGGGCGGCGGUGUUGGAUUGAAUUUCCCAGUCGCCAUGAAAGAAAUAUGGCUGGGAUUGUCUAUCCUCUUUGUCGCUGCAGCCGCUGUCAACACAGGUCGUCACCCUUCGUGCGUGACACGUUGCCGCAAUAGUACAACGCGGUCAUGUCUUCAUAUAAGGAACGGGGAGUGCAAGUGUGGCUGCGGAGCUGCGAAUCCGUCCAAGAGAACCCAGCUGCACGAGCUUGACAACGACCUAAUGGGCAUGCCAGAUUUGUUAAACAUUUUAGUGCUUAACAAUAAACACUCGAUUACAUAUACUACAAAUGGCGUCAGAUUCUACAGGCCUCCAUAUUUCGUCUAGAUUUACAUCUUACGCUAAAUUUUGAAAUAUUUGCAACACUUUCAAUAUAUAACAACCGGCUUUUCGACGAACCCCAAGGUGUCCAUAUUUCAUUUUGCAAAGAAUAUUAUUGCUAAUAAAGAUGUCAUA